UUACAAUUGUUGAUUUUUGUAGCCUAAUUUGGUUUUAUUGUUUCAGCUGCAAAAGUUUCCUAUGGGAGCAAUGCAAUCACCUUGGGAAUUAUCUUCGACAAGGACUCCAACGAAGUUCAGGAAGCAUUAAAAACUGCAAUGGAUAUGAGCAAGGACAGGAAGACAGCGGUGGAGUUUCAAAUCUACAUUAACAUCAUCGAUACAGCUGAUGUCUUCAAACUUUCUAGACUGAUUUGCAGCCAGUACACACGAGGAGCAAUCGCCCUGAUUGGAUCUGUUCCAUCUGACUCAUUCCACACUCUUCAUUCGUACUCGAACAGUUUUCAAAUGCCGUUCGUAAUUCCCUGGUUUUCUGAAAAGAUGAUACCUAAAACUCCCAGAGGUAAGGACUACGCUUUGAGCCUUCGCCCCGACUUCCAUCGUGCUGUUUUCGACACCAUCGUUUUCUACGGCUGGACUGACGUUAUCUAUAUCUACGAUUCUCAUGAUGGUCUACGGCGUCUGCAGAGUAUUUUCUCUUAUAUGCAGCCGGGAUCGGAGCCAUUUCGUAUAAUCCAAGUGAGGCGAGUCGCAAAAGCAAAAGAAGUUAUAGAUUACCUUAUCAAGCUAGAGGCUGUUGAUAGUAUGAGUCUUGAAAAACGUUUUGUUAAGAAAUAUAUUGUUCUGGAUUCUUCUACAGAUAUAGCUAAAGAGACCGUUAAACUACACGCGAGUUGCGACGAACUCGAAAGAACACCGUACCAUUACUUGCUAAGCGGUUCUGUAAUGGAUGAGGAUCAGCUUUGGAGUGAAAACGUCCACAAUUUUGAAAAUCUCGAUAUAACAGGAUUCCAAGUUAUUGAUUACUCCAAGAAGAAAGUUAAGGACUUUAUGGAAAAUUGGAAAUGGCACACUCAUGUAUCGACGGAAGCCGCUAUGAUAGUUGAUUCAGCUAACUUGGUAAUUGAAGGAAUUUUGCGUCUUGUACGCAAAAAACCAGAGUUUCUACGAGCAUCCACCCGCCGAAGCGUCCCACCCAAUGUCACCGAUAUCGAGGAAUGUAAUAUAGAGGAGGAAGGAAUCAUACCUUUUGAAUUCGGCGAGAAAUUGGCCAGAACUAUAAGAAGGACGGAGAUAGAUGGCCUAACUGGUUUUAUCAGAUUUGACGAGGCCGGCCACCGUAUCAACUUUACACUUCGGAUUGUGGAAAUAACUGCUGGUUCUAAAUCUCAAACGGUUGGAACAUGGUACGACUAUAAAGGUGUAGAAAAACCGAACAAAGUUGGCUUGGCUGGUCCGUCUGAGAUAAACAAGACUUACAUAAUAAUAUGUGUUGAAGAGGAGCCUUAUAUUAUGCCGUUGGUUGAUAAUCGCUCUAAGAAAAAAUGGAAAGGAUUUUCUGUGGAACUUGCUGAAAUGAUUAUGAAAAAGUUGGGACUCAAAUAUGAACUUCGUUUGGUUAAAGAUGGUAAAUUUGGACAGGAAAAUCCAGAAGUUGCUGGUGGGUGGGAUGGUAUCAUCGGGGAGUUGAUAAGGAAGGAAGCAGAUCUAUCAAUAUCAUCUCUAACUGCAAAUGUGCAGAGAAAGGCGGUGAUUGAUUUUAGUCGAACCUUACUCUCAUUCGAAACUGUGGCUGUAGACGAACCACUACGUUUCGAUUCAUUCUUCAGCUUUUUUCAGCCAUUUUCUAAGGAGAUAUGGUUUUCAAUAUUUGGAAGUAUGCUGGCUGUAAGCUUUUCCCUGUAUAUUGUAUCGAAAUUUUCCUCUUCUGAAUAUGAGGUACAGUUAAGUUCGAAUGAAGAUACCGAAUCCUCAGGUGUCCAGACGCUCCAGGCGAACGUCAAGAACACAUUUACAUUAUGGAAUGCCAUUUGGUUUUCUUUGGGCUCUUUUAUGCAACAAACUAGCGGCUACACACCGAGGUCCAUCUCGGGAAGGAUUGUUAGCGGUGUAUGGUGGUUUUUGGCAUUAUUCGUAAUGAUAAUGUACACGGCAAAUUUGACCACACAUCUGACUUUAUCCCAACUCAAUCCGCCACUAAACAUGAUAAAUCGAGCGCACAAAUGUCCUGCGGAAUCCAACAAACCGUGUGAUAUGCUGAUAUCCGUAAUGGAGACUGGACUACAAGAUUUUGCGGUAGCCUUCCCUAAAGGAUCACCCUUACGGGAGGGUGUUAAUUUGGCGCUUCUAAAAUUAAAGGAUGAUGGUGAACUGCACAGGCUUAUACGCAUAUGGUUUAUGCCGCUAUCUUGCAAAAAUAAGAUUCAUGGAAAGGAAAUUUCCUUAAGCCAGAUCGCCGGAUUGUUCUUGAUUCUGUUGGGCGGACUCGGAUUGGGCCUGAUAAUCAGUUUUAUCGAAUAUAUUGUGCAUCGUCGUAAAAAGCAUGAGCAACCAAUAAAUCCCUCGCCACUUGGUACCCCUGUUAGGUCGCCCGACAGCCCCGUGAUGCGAAGUAUUAUGAAACCAUCCACACAUCGCUCUCAGAAUGAACGAGAGACCAUUGACUGGAAUGCUGCUAACUACGCCGUGUACGGAUCACCAAGCCACCAUGAAUUCCAAGAGGAGACUCCGACGCAUGAAACCUUCAGGCAGGUCUGAUACUCACCUCCAGGCUCCAGGCGUAUGCUUCGGGCCUCCCAACGACAACUCUCCGACUCCAUAGAACUUUACCAACUGUAAAUCCAUGGAUACGGCUAACGACGAUGACUUCUUGGAUUAUUACGGUACGACCGACUGGGCAUAUAUUAAACCAACUGUCGUGCUUAGGAAUUCACUCACACUCACAAGAGUAACCAACUUGAUAGUUCUUAUUUAAAUGGGCUAUAACGU
Molecule: messenger RNA, 2808 nt
Organism: Pieris napi
Lineage: Eukaryota; Metazoa; Arthropoda; Insecta; Lepidoptera; Pieridae
Product: glutamate receptor 1-like
Exons: 18
Coding region: 139-2577 (812 amino acids)
Biological process (GO): synaptic transmission, glutamatergic; modulation of chemical synaptic transmission
Cellular component (GO): postsynaptic membrane; plasma membrane
Molecular function (GO): glutamate-gated receptor activity; transmitter-gated monoatomic ion channel activity involved in regulation of postsynaptic membrane potential
Source: RefSeq, a predicted model, not a curated record